AAACUGAACCGACCGGACUUCAUCAUCACCUGAACAUGGCUGAUGACCUCUACAGCAGCACCUUCUCUGCUUCCGAAUCAGACUUCUCCUCUUCCUCCUCCUCCUCUGCCUCCUUCCUCACGCUCGAGCAAAGGGCAGCCUUUGUCUUCGUCCUCAUUCUCUUCAUCUUCUUGGGCUUGCUGAUCGUUCGCUGCUUCAGGAUCCUUCUGGACCCGUACCGCAGCAUGCCGUCCUCCACCUGGACGGACUUCAUGGAGAAAGACACCUUUGAUUACCGGAUUUCCUGACAGGCAGCCUGAGAGACAGCAACCCUGACAAACCAACGAGUGAACUGAGGUGACGAUCAUUAUGAGAUAAAGAUGGGCAAAACACAAAUGCACAUUUUCUUUUUGGAGAUUAUAUAAAUAAAACCAGAACCGCCAGCUCUUACAAGCAGAUUUUAAAGCAUUCACAACAUGGAGGUUGUUGAAUCUGUUUUGGUUCUAAAACUAAACUCCGUCUUGUUAGACCAUUAAGAUUGUAUCUCAAAGGGUUGCGACAAAAAAAAGGGCAAAUGUCACACUCAUCCAAUUUUGGGUGUUUAAUACCAAGUAACCAGUGAAGUGAGGGUGUGAUUCAUACGGUGGCCCUAAGGUGUAAAUGAACAAAAUUUGAAGAAAAGGAAUUACAUUUGAAAAAAGAC
This is a messenger RNA of Nematolebias whitei (Rio pearlfish), 682 nucleotides long. Its product is annotated as cortexin-2-like. The transcript has a single exon. The coding region runs from base 36 to 287 and encodes 83 amino acids. The record is from RefSeq and is a predicted model, not a curated record. NCBI's taxonomy places the organism in Eukaryota, Metazoa, Chordata, Actinopteri, Cyprinodontiformes, Rivulidae.